CGACUCCCCAAGUUCAGCUGCUGUAGUAACUCAUAAACAACACAGCACAGACAGACAUAAGGGACGGGACUUCAGCAAACGCAACACAUUUCUCCUUUAAGACUGCUGCACAAAACAGUUUUUACAUAUGUCAGCAUCAUCUAGCAGUGCGCUGGCUAAUGCAGAAUCCUCCUUCUCCUCCUCCAGCACUGCAGCGCAUGAUCAGUCUAUGGGUGUGACUGCGCCCUGCACCAUCUUCACCCUCGUCAUUUAGGACUAGGUCAUAUUUCACCUCAUAAUCACCUCGUAUUCAAACGGGAAAACUACGCUGGAAUUUUCGGAGACCGACUCGGACAUGUCAUAUGUCUUCAUCAAUGACUCGUCGCAGACCAGUGUACCGUUACUGCAGGCUUGUAUCGAUGGGGACUUGAGUUUCGCUAGGCGUCUGCUGGAGACCGGCUGCGACCCCAACAUCCGUGAUCACAGGGGCCGCACGGGACUGCAUCUGGCAGCGGCACGAGGUAAUGUGGACAUCUGCCGCUUCCUGCACAAGUUCGGCGCAGACCUGCUGGCCACCGACUAUCAGGGCAACACUGCACUGCACCUGUGUGGACAUGUGGACACCAUUCAGUUCCUGGUGUCCAAUGGUCUCAAAAUUGACAUUUGUAACCACAACGGGUCGACCCCCCUGGUGCUGGCUAAGAGGAGAGGGGUAAAUAAAGAUGCCAUUCGGCUGCUGGAAGGCCUGGAAGAGCAAGAGGUCAAGGGCUUCAACAGAGGAGCUCACUCCAAACUAGAAGUCAUGCAGAUGGCUGAGAGCGAGAGUGCGAUGGAGAGCCAUUCGCUGCUCAAUCCAAACCUACAGAACAGCGAGGGUGUCCUGUCCAGCUUCCGCUCCACCUGGCAGGAGUUUGUGGAGGAUUUGGGCUUCUGGAGGGUCCUGCUGCUGCUGGUGGUCAUCGCUCUUCUGUCUCUGGGCAUUGCUUACUAUGUUAGUGGCGUACUGCCCUUUUCUGCGAGUCAGCUGGAGUUGGUCCACUGAGUGCCAGAUUGUGUUACAUCCCGGGACAUGGCCAGUCAAGCUUUGAAGUAAAGGGAGGUUUGAGUGGACUCUGAAGGUACACUGAAGGUUCCUCAUAGUACAAGAUUAGGUCUAAUGUGAAGUUUAGAAACGAUCUUGUCAUUCUCACAGGUGAGGUCGAGUGGAGGCGUCCACAUGAUGAUGGCUGCGUUAUGAAGGAAGACUGAAAGGUAAAGGUUCAGAUGUUAAUGGAGGAAAAUGUUUCUUAAAUACACCCCAAGUAAACCCAUUUUUCACAGAUUUUCCCAUGAUCACUGAAUACAGCCAGUUGACAGUCGACACAUACACUUGUAAUAUCUCAAUGGUGAUGUAGACAACAUUAAAUUACAGUCGUAGGUUCGAUCAGGCAUGAUGUUUUCAUCCUAGUAUUUGCAUAUAUUUCUUUUCCAUCACCUUUACUUUUUUUCUGUAUAUGAAGUCUUUGUUGUGGACGUAUGGCUAGUAUAGACCAAACACUACACAUGCUUAUUUACAUAUCUAUGAUUCAUUUGUUUGAUUUACAUUGUUAUAUUUAAUAUUGUUUUAAGGUAUUUGUCUGUAAAAUGUUACAUAAACUAAUAAAUGGCCAUCAGGAAUUUCCUUUCUGUGCACAGAUGACAGUUUGUCAAAGGACAGUUAACCCUGUUCUGUUAAAAAGGAUCUUUCUGUUUGUUUAAUUUUUUUCUCAUCAUAAUAUACUUUCACACUUUGA
This is a messenger RNA of Pimephales promelas (fathead minnow), 1751 nucleotides long. The record is from RefSeq and is a predicted model, not a curated record. Lineage: Eukaryota; Metazoa; Chordata; Actinopteri; Cypriniformes; Leuciscidae.